This is a messenger RNA of Grosmannia clavigera kw1407, 825 nucleotides long. RefSeq names its product mitochondrial carrier protein. The coding region runs from base 1 to 825 and encodes 274 amino acids. The transcript has a single exon. Lineage: Eukaryota; Fungi; Ascomycota; Sordariomycetes; Ophiostomatales; Ophiostomataceae. Gene Ontology annotation, cellular component: mitochondrial inner membrane. The record is from RefSeq and is a predicted model, not a curated record. Gene Ontology annotation, molecular function: S-adenosyl-L-methionine transmembrane transporter activity. Gene Ontology annotation, biological process: transmembrane transport.
AUGGACUACACGGCCGCGCUGCUGGCCGGCGGCCUUGCCGGCACGGCGGUCGAUCUCAGCCUGUUUCCGCUCGACACCCUCAAGACGCGGCUGCAGGCCGGCCCGGGACAAUUCUGGGCCAGCGGUGGUUUCUCAGGCAUCUACCGAGGCGUCGGCAGUGCCGUGGUCGGUUCAGCCCCGGGGGCAGCUCUCUUCUUCGUCACGUACGAGGGCGUAAAGGGGUGGAUGUCCGACGCCCAGCACAGUUCCGCCACCACCCACAUGCUCUCGGCCUCGCUCGGCGAGAUUGCUGCCUGUGCCGUCCGCGUGCCCACCGAAGUGGUCAAGCAGCGUGCUCAGGCCGGUCAGCACGCCUCGUCGGCUGCUGCCCUAGCCGCCAUCGUGCGUUCCAGCCGCGGCAGUCUGCCCCAGCUGGCCCGUGCCCUCUACCGCGGCGGCGGCGCCACCAUCCUGCGCGAGGUGCCCUUUACUGUCGUGCAGUUCCCGCUCUGGGAGGCUAUGCGGCAGCGCUGGAGUGUCGGUGUGGACGGAUCGACGACGCCGCCAUCUGCCGUCGCCAGUGCUGCCUUUGGCAGCAUCGCCGGCGCUGUCGCUGCUGCCGUCACCACCCCCCUCGACGUGCUCAAGACUCGCAUCAUGCUCAGCCCCGACGGCCAUCACGCGCUGCCGGCCAUGGUGCGCGACAUCCACCGGCGCCACGGUUCUCGCGCCUUUUUCGCUGGCAUCGGACCGCGCGUCACGUGGAUCAGCAUCGGCGGCGCCAUCUUCCUCGGCACGUACCAGCUGGCCGUCAACACGCUUCGGCCGGGCGAGCAGCUCGAGUGA